Messenger RNA from Cucurbita maxima (winter squash), 1851 nucleotides. RefSeq names its product aldehyde oxidase GLOX. The coding region runs from base 71 to 1681 and encodes 536 amino acids. The record is from RefSeq and is a predicted model, not a curated record. The transcript has a single exon. NCBI's taxonomy places the organism in Eukaryota, Viridiplantae, Streptophyta, Magnoliopsida, Cucurbitales, Cucurbitaceae.
UCUGCAGGCCCUUUUUCAACUCCGGAGUUGCACACUUUGGUUACUCACUUCCGGUUACUCACUCUGCCCAAUGGAUUUCCCUCGCUUUCUCUGCUUCCUUCUGCUUCUUUGCUUUGCUUUCUCCAUCAUCUCCACACGUGCUACUCUUCCUGGCACGUGGGAGCUUCUCGUUCCCAAUGCUGGCAUCGCCUCCAUGCACACCGCCGUCACAAGGUUCAACACCGUCCUCCUCUUAGAUCGGACCAACAUCGGCCCAACUCGUAAAAUGCUCCGCAAAGGCCAUUGUCGGAACGACCGAUACGACGCCGUUCUCAAGCAUGAUUGCUAUGCCCAUUCCGUCGUCCUCGACCUUCUAACCAACCAAAUCCGUCCUUUGACGAUCCUCACCGACACAUGGUGCUCCUCCGGCCAAUUCCUCCCCGAUGGCACUCUCUUGCACACCGGCGGCGAUAUUGACGGCCUCAGAAAGUUCCGGAAGUUUCAACCCUGCGAACCAAAUGGUGCUUGUGACUGGAUUGAGCUCUCGGAGCCGGAAUUAGCCGAUGGGAGAUGGUACGCUACGAAUCAGAUUUUACCGGAUGGUUCUGUCAUAAUCGUCGGCGGCAGGGGAGCCAACACCGUCGAGUAUUAUCCUCCGAGGAAAAAUGGGGCGGUGAAUUUACCUUUCUUGGGUGACGUGGAGGACGGUCAGAUGGAUAAUUUAUACCCUUACGUUCAUCUUCUUCCAAAUGGGCAUCUCUUCGUCUUCGCUAAUAACAGAGCAAUUUUGUAUGAUCACGAGAGUGAUCAAGUAGUGAGGGAUUAUCCACCGUUGGAUGGUGGGCCUAGGAAUUACCCAUCCGCUGGAUCGUCGGUUAUGCUCGCUCUUCGAGGUGAUCAUUCAAAUGCUGUGAUAGUGAUUUGCGGGGGGGCUCAAUACGGUGCGUUUAUCCAGAGAAGCACCGACACUCCGGCUCACGGAAGCUGUGGACGAAUCGAAGCCACCGGUUUGAACCCAGUUUGGGAAAUGGAGGAUAUGCCGUUUGGAAGAAUCAUGGGCGAUAUGGUGAUGCUUCCCACCGGCGAUGUGGUGAUUGUUAAUGGAGCACAAGCGGGUACUCAAGGGUUCGAACAGGCUUCGGACCCGUGUUUGCAUCCGGUUCUGUAUCGACCAGACCAACCGGCCGGGUUGCGGUUCAUGACGUUGAACCCAGGAACCGUUCCGAGAAUGUACCACUCUACCGCCAAUCUAAUUCCUGAUGGAAGGAUUUUGAUUGCUGGUAGUAAUCCUCAUUACUUCUAUAAAUUUGAGGCCGAAUUCCCGACGGAGCUGCGAAUUGAAGCAUUCUCGCCGGAAUAUUUAUCGGCCGACAGAGCCAAUAUUCGACCCGUUAUUGAGAAAAUUCCGGAGACGGUGGGUUACGGCGCCGUUUUUGACGUGCUCGUGUGGGUUCAACUACCUGUAGUGGGGAUUGUUGAAGUGAACUUGGCGAGUGCGCCUUUUGCUACGCAUUCGUUCUCACAAGGUCAACGGUUGGUGAAAUUGGCCGUUACGGCGAGUGUUCCCAACGGCGGUGGGCUAUACCGGGUCGGGUGUACUGCUCCUGCGAACGGGAUGGUGGCUCCACCUGGUUAUUACAUGGCGUUUGCAGUGAAUCAAGGCGUGCCAAGUGUCGCCCGCUGGAUACAUCUAUCGCCCUAAUGAUUUUUUUUUUCUCUCUGUUAUUUAAUUUUUCUUUAAGUAGACGUGAAAAAUGAAAUCCAAAUUGUGGAUAAGAUCAGCGAAUGGGAUUUUAGAUUAUGAGAAAUGAACAAAGUAAAUGUAAUUUUAGCUUCUCCAUAACUAAUAUAUAAAUAUUGCCCGUUGCUAUU